GAUAAUGUAAAUAAGCAGAAAGUCCAAUCCGUGAAAUCCACGAGAGCAGAGAGCUAGACGGAGCAGCAGAAGAAGAAAUGGACCAACAGACGCAGCAACAACAGCAGUGGACGAUGAGUGCACAGCCUCAACCCCAUCAACCAUCAACAUGGACUGCUGCUUCUCAACCCUAUCACCAACCCACAUCCGUCGAAGAAAUCAGAACUCUCUGGAUUGGAGAUUUACAGUAUUGGAUCGAUGAGAGUUACCUCCACAACUGCUUCGCUCACACUGGAGAGGUCCUUUCCAUUAAAAUCAUACGUAACAAGAUCACUGGUCAACCUGAAGGAUAUGGGUUUAUAGAGUUUGUUACCCAUGCUGCAGCUGAACGGGUUCUGCAAACAUUCAAUGGGACACAAAUGCCUGGGACAGAACAGACUUUUAGAUUGAAUUGGGCUUCUUUUGGCAUUGGAGAAAGGCGCACUGAUGCUGGACCUGAGCAUUCCAUUUUUGUGGGAGAUUUAGCACCGGAUGUCACAGAUUAUUUGUUGCAAGAGACCUUUCGCGCUCAAUAUCCAUCAGUAAGAGGUGCCAAGGUUGUUACUGAUCCGAAUACUGGCCGCUCAAAGGGUUAUGGAUUUGUUAAAUUCUCUGAUGAGACAGAAAGAAACCGUGCUAUGACUGAAAUGAAUGGGGUAUAUUGUUCAACCAGGCCAAUGCGAAUCAGUGCAGCUACACCCAAGAAGACCACUGGUUUUCAGCAGCAAUAUCCAGCAGCUAAAGCCGUAUACCCAGCACCAGUCUACACCACACCAGCUCAGCAGGUGUUCCCAUCAGCAGACAGUGACAUAAAUAACACUACUAUAUUUGUUGGUGGUUUGGAUCCUAAUGUCACAGAGGAGGAGUUAAGGCAAAUAUUUGCUCAGUUUGGGGAACUUGUGUAUGUUAAGAUUCCAUUGGGUAAAGGAUGUGGUUUUGUCCAAUUCGGUACUCGGGCAUCUGCUGAAGAAGCAAUACAAAGGUUGCACGGAACUAUGAUUGGUCAACAAAUAGUUCGCCUUUCAUGGGGUAGAAGCCCAACAACUAAACAGGACCCAUCUGGCAUCUGGGGUCAGCAAAUGGACCCCAGUCAAUGGAGCAGCGCUUAUUAUGGGUACGGACAGGGUUAUGAUGCCUAUGCUUAUGGUGCUGCUCAAGAUCCAUCUUUAUAUAACUAUGGUGGUGCAUAUGCUGGAUAUGGACAGUACCCACAACAGGCUGAUGGUGUUCAAGAAUUGGCAGCUAUGGCAGGUGCUGCCCCUGCUGUGGAUCAGAGGGAGGAGCCCUAUGAUCCUUUGGCUACACCAGACGUUGAUAAGUUAAAUGCCUCUUACCUUGCAAUUCAUGGAAGAGCCAUGGUGGGCCGGCCCUUUUGGUUGAGAACUUCAGAACUUCCACAGCAAGCUUAACGUUUUCCUUUCAGUGCUUCACUGAUGUUGAGGGGCAAAUCUGGUGUGUGAGAGGUAGGUUGUAGCUUUAUAACAACGCUGAUCUAAUGGCAGGGAGGAGCAAAUGUUCCAGUUCCAUAUAUCAUACAAGCUGCAAUGAAGCUUUGGAAUCUAAUUUUGCCUUCUAAGGUCUGAACAUUUGCGAAGGGUAGAGAAUCUGAUUCGUUUGGAGCCAAUUCUUCUAUAUGAACUAGAUGUCUUGUUUGACAGUUACUCACAUUCAACACAAUGUAUCCUACCUUAAUCGAUUGAAGCAUUUGCAUGCAUACCCAUAGUGAAGAAAUACUGCGUUUUGCCCCCAUUUUAUGUUGGGGCCAUUUUCAAAUUGAACUAUGUACACAAAGGCUGCUUUUGGUUUCCCCUUGGAAUCAGAUGAUUUGAUUUUGGAGUCUA
Macadamia integrifolia is the source of this 1859-nucleotide messenger RNA. Its product is annotated as polyadenylate-binding protein RBP47B'-like. Lineage: Eukaryota; Viridiplantae; Streptophyta; Magnoliopsida; Proteales; Proteaceae. Bases 78 to 1427 code for a protein of 449 amino acids. The transcript is spliced from 8 exons. The record is from RefSeq and is a predicted model, not a curated record. Gene Ontology annotation, molecular function: mRNA binding. Gene Ontology annotation, cellular component: cytosol.